This is a messenger RNA of Metopolophium dirhodum (rose-grain aphid), 1176 nucleotides long. RefSeq names its product E3 SUMO-protein ligase ZBED1-like. Bases 1 to 999 code for a protein of 332 amino acids. The record is from RefSeq and is a predicted model, not a curated record. The transcript has a single exon. Lineage: Eukaryota; Metazoa; Arthropoda; Insecta; Hemiptera; Aphididae. Gene Ontology annotation, molecular function: protein dimerization activity.
AUGGCCUAUGUUGCCGAGGGUUACCCAAAAAAAAAAAAAAAACUAUGCAGUGCUUUAGUUAGGCAUUUCAAACACUCAGAUGUAGCUAAACAGUCAUUAUUUAAAAAACAAGAACAGCUAAGAAUUCCUCAUCAGUCACUCGUACAAUGUUGUAAGACACGAUGGAACUCAAUAUACUUAAUGCUAGACCGCCUUUUACAAAAUAGAACCUCAAUUUUAAAUGUAUUAACAGACAGAAUAGUUACGUCUUUAUAUAUUGCUCAGAAAUUAGAAACUACAGAAUCACAAUGGUUCAAAAUAGAAAUUCUCGUAAAUCUUCUUAAGCCACUUUAUAUUGUGACUAAUCUAUUUUGUUCUGAGAACUAUUCUCCAGCGUCAAUAGUUAGACCAUUACUCACCCAAUUAAUGGAAAAUCAUUUAAAAGAAAAAGAAAAUGAUGAUCAAAAUGUCACGUAUUUUAAACGUAUAAUUAUACACGAAAUUAAAGAACGAUUUAAACUUGACUGGAAUGAAACAAGUUCUGUCUCUGUCAAACAAAUCGCGUCUUUUCUAGAUCCUCGGUAUAAAGAUUUAGAGUUUGAACCGAUUGGUGCAAGAGGAGAAAUUCGAAAGGUUGUAAAGGAUUUACUGGAAAAAUUUAGAACCCAAAACAUUAAUUUGGAACAAGAACCACCAGUUCAAAGGAGCGAUCUUGAAUUUUUGUAUGGAAAUAUAAUUAUAGACAAUAAUGAAAUAAGUAUUCAAUUUCAAAAUUAUAUAGCUGAACCUCAAUUACGAUUCGAUCUAAAUUCAUUUGAAUGGUGGAAAUUAAGACAGAAUAAAUAUCCAGCUCUUGCAGAAUUAACGAAGCAAUAUUUGGCUAUUCCUGCCACGUCAGUCAGCUCCGAGAGAUGUUUUUCUACAGCUGGAAACAAAGUUACUUCGAAAAGGACCUGUUUACUGACUAAAAAUGUAAACAUGCUGAUAUUUUUAUAUCAAAAUCGAGAACUGUUGCACUAAAUAUAUUUUUGAGUUAAGAUGGGCAUCACAUGGACGUAAGCCUAUUAUUAAAUUAUAAAAAAUAAUUAAAAAUUAUCAAUAAGAUGUGUUUUUAGUUUAUUAUUUUUUUUUAUCUAUUUAUUAUGAUUUCUUAGAUUACUAUUUAUUUAUUCACUAUUUAUUAUUACAUUAUAUAUU